Messenger RNA from Hyaloscypha bicolor E, 885 nucleotides. RefSeq lists its product as uncharacterized. The record is from RefSeq and is a predicted model, not a curated record. Bases 38 to 820 code for a protein of 260 amino acids. NCBI's taxonomy places the organism in Eukaryota, Fungi, Ascomycota, Leotiomycetes, Helotiales, Hyaloscyphaceae. The transcript has a single exon.
CUUCACGCACACAAGAGUUGAUAACUCAAAUUUCAAGAUGGCAAAAGCAUCAAACGUAGUUGGUGAAGCCCAAAUCCCUUGCCACACAUCGACAUCCUUCCUCCUCACUCGUAUACCGCCUGAAGUACGAUACGAUAUCUUCGACCGGCUCCUCAACUCACACCACAUAAUCCUUAUCACACCGAACAGCAAGCAACGAGGAGUUCUCAAGCCAUUAGUCCAAGUCUGCAAGCAGCUGCGAGACGAUAUGCAGAAAUGGCUCAUGGGAAAGAAGGAAUCGGCCAUUAUCAUCAGCCCUACGUUUGGCGUCUUUAAAAACGAAGUUACCACUUUCAAGAUGUGUUGGGUAGACGAAUUCUCACUUCUUUUUCAAAAGGGUUUAUAUGUUCGCAAGGAUGGCUCUUGUACUCUCCAACGGUGCUAUAUCCCAAGGCAUCCAGCACGUGAUCUAGAGAGGCUCGAGAUGUGGCAACGGGCAAUGGAUUUGGAAGGCACUAACCGCCGGUCAAGAAUCAACUCAGUGCUGCAAUAUCAACCCCAAUUUAAGGGAUAUAUAACGAGUCUUGAUGAUAGAAAGCUCUUGGGCUGGCAAAUCGAAGACUGGUGUGUUCUUGAUCCGAAGGAGCACGAGUUUCUACCAAUGGUACUGGGCAGGCCGUUGAAACAGUUCGUGUGGUCGAAUGAUUUUGAGGCACAUGCUGAGUAUCAGGAGUACACGAGGCAGCAUCCCAGGGAGGACGUGAUGUUGAGGAGGGUGGAGUGUGGACCUGCGUUUGAGUUUAAGUUUGAUGGAGAUUUUGAUCUGAUUGAGGUGGGUUAAAUACUUGGUAAAAGGAGAAUUUUUGUCCAACUGUAAUUCUUCAAUAGAAGUUAAUAGGAAAUGCA